UACAUAACCUUUCUUGUAUAUCAAUUGUUAUCAUAUCGUCGGUUAAGUAAUAAAACCACUGUUCCACCUUGGGUUUGGUUUGGAGUUUUGGAAAUUCUGAUUGAGAGGGGAGAGGAGUGGGCAAAUUGACGUUUCCAUCUUCACGUUUCCUUUCGUGUAUAAUAUAUAUGGGGAGAGAAUAGAGAUGGCUAAAACUCCUCAGAAAUUAUUAAAAAAUCUCUGAAAAUUCCUCUUUCGUCCACGCAAUUCCCUCUCUCUUGGGUUUUGCCCUUUUUCUUUAAUUUCUUUCAUUCUUCUUGUUUCGGUCUCUGAAGGCAGCCCCAACCCCCCUUCCGUUCUCCGUACCAAUUCCUCUGAUUUCCCCCGAUUUGAUUGUCUUUCUGGUCGCAAUUCUCAUCUGGGUUUUUGCCAAUUUCGACUUUCUUUGAUUGUCGCCGCUCAACCCCACCUUUCCUUUUAGGGGUUGCAGUUCAGUUGACUGGGUUCUGGGAUUGGUGAAGUUAUGUUUGUGUGCAGAGGCUUUGAUUGCAUUGGUGUUUCUGGGGAAUUGCAAAGCUGAACCCUAUUUAUUGCAUUGCUUAUGCCCAACUGCGUGUUGCUUUGACCAUUCAAGCUGUUUGGGGAAUGGACUGGCUGCUUUUGCCUACUGUUGUUGUUUGUGAAUGAUGUUCAGAGGGCAAAAGGGUGCUAAUGCACUUAGCAUAUUUAAAUGGAAGUGGCACGGUGAAUCAUCUUUGACCACAGGAUUGCUAAACGAUGUGCCUCCUGAGAUUGAAUUAUCUGACUAUCGAAGGAUACCAAGUCCUGGUAGUGACAGCCCUUCUGGACUUCUUAAUGGUGAGAGCAGGAAUGUGGAACCAAUCACUGAUUUAGACCUGUUCUUUGAAAGGCUUUACAACUAUUAUUGUGAGAAAGGCCUUUGGUGCAUUAUCAUAAAAUGGAUAGUUGAGCUCCUGAGCCUGGGUUUCACCAUAUGUUUCUCAGCAUUUUUUCUAUUAUUUGUUGAUUGGAAUGGGCUUCGCAAUGCAAAAUGUGGGAUGGAUGCAGUUGAAUCUGGAAUUAAGCCCUGUGAUCUUUCUAAGGAAGCGCUUCAUCAACAUCCAUUAACCCCCUUCACACUUUCAAAAGCUAUUAUUGUUGGAUAUUUGGGCUUAUUUUCUGUCUAUUGGAUCUUCUGUUUUUUGAGAUUUUUUGCACAAUUAAAGGAGACUCUGGGAAUACGUCACUUCUAUUACAACAGCCUCCAUGUCACUGACAAUGAGAUUCAAACGAUUCCAUGGGCAUCAAUUCUUGAAAAGGUUGUUCAGUCACAAAGUUCACAACAACUUUGUGUGGUUAAGGACCUUUCUGCUCAUGAUGUGGUGAUGCGAUUGAUGCGGAAGGAGAAUUACUUAAUUGGAAUGCUCAACAAGGGAGUUCUCGCUUUUCCAAUAUCUCGUUGGGUCCCAGGUGCUGGCCCGACUGUUAAAUUUGGCUCAAAUGGAGUGCAGCAUCAUCUGAUACUGACAAAGACCCUUGAAUGGACCUUGAAUUGGUGCAUACUGCAGAGCAUGUUUGAUAGAAACUUUUGUGUUCGAAGGGACUUUGUUUCUAAUCCUAAAACAUUGAAGAAAAGGCUUAUGGUUGUUGGGAUUGUGAUGCUUCUCCUUUCUCCGUUUCUUGUCAUAUUCAUUCUGGUGUUUCGCUUCUUGAGGCAUGCUGAACAGUUUUAUAAUCAUCCAACCACAGCAUCAUCUCGGAGAUGGUCAAAUUUGUCAAAGUGGAUCUUUAGGGAAUUCAAUGAGGUGGACCAUUUGUUCAAGCAUCGGAUCAACAGCAGUGUAGUACAUGCUUCUGAUUAUCUAAAGCAAUUUCCAUCACCUAUUAUAUCCAUUAUUGCGAAGUUCAUCUCUUUUGUCUUUGGGGGUUUUGCUGCUGUUUUGAUUUUCAUUGCAUUUUUGGAGGAAUCUCUGCUAGAAGGCCAUAUAUUUGGUCGCAACUUGUUUUGGUAUGCUGCUGUUUUUGGAACUAUAACAGCUAUUAGCCGGGCUGCUGUAACAGAUGAGCUUCUGGUCCUUGAUCCAGAAGGGGCAAUGUCUUUGGUGGUCCAACAUUCACACUAUUUGCCAAAAAGAUGGCGUGGAAAAGAGAAUUCUGAGUUGGUCAGAAUGGAAUUUGAAACCUUGUUUCAGUAUACUGGAAUGAUGUUACUGGAGGAGAUUGCAUCAAUUUUUCUUACUCCUUGCUUGCUCUUAUUUGUUGUUCCAAAGCGGGUGGAUGACAUUUUGCAGUUCAUUGAAGAUUUCACAGUUCAUGUUGAAGGUGUUGGUCAUGUUUGCAGUUUUAGCGUCUUUGAUUUCCAAAACCAUGGAAAUAGCAAUUAUGGUUCACCACAUAAUUCAUCUCGAUCUCAGAGGAGUUCUCAGGGUAAAAUGGAGAAAUCAUUCUUGAGCUUUCAAAGCAGUUACCCUUCAUGGGAACCAGAUGCCCAGGGAAAGCAGUUCCUGUCAACACUUAGAACUUUUAGGGAAGAAAAGUUGCAAGGCCAUGGGACUAGACCUGCAUUUUCACCUCCUAGAAUCUGGCGAGGGAGCCCAAAUUUGAGAGGCCAAAUUGACAGAAAUGGUUUAUUCUUGAGAGAAAUGCUGCAGAAUAGUCCUAGAAUUGGAUAUCAGUCAGGUUCUCUCUGGCUGAUCGACGCAGAUCAAAAGAGUCAUCCAUAUCUUCUUGAUUGGUAUUAUACCUCCAGACCUCACGCAGAAAAUGGUAACUCAAAUGAUAUUCCUAGAGUACCUUAUGAAGUGGCUGAAGAACAUCCUAAAGAUUUUUGGAUGCCUUCCAACUUCAAUCAAAGGGAAGUGAGAUAUGAUGGAGAGUUUUGGCACCGCCAAUUUGAUGAUCGGUCACAAAGUCAUCUGGAAGCUUCUACCUCAGGACCUUUCUUCCGGGAAAGUGUAUUGCAGCAUCAUGACUCGGGUCAUGUGUCCCACCCUACCAAGAGCCGUUGGUGGGCUAGAAGUAGCCCACGUGGUGUAGACCCCCAGGCAAGUUUUCUUGAGCCUCCUGAUUUCAACCAGCACACCCCAUACAACCAUCAUGAUAAUUUAUCAGAUAAAAGUCUCGAGGGGCAAGGGCAAGACUUAGACUGGAGGAAGUCUCACAAAUCACUGGACCAUGAACAACACUUGGAAUGGAGGAAGUCUCACAAGUCACCAGACCAUGAACAACAACAAUUGGACUGGAGGGAACCUCACAAGUCACUGGAUCAUGAACAACACUUUGACUGGAGGGACUCUCACAAUUCGCUGGGCCAAGAACAACAAGUAGACUGGAGGAAUUCUCACAAGACAUUGGAUGAAGAUCACCAUGGAGACCAGUAUAGUUCUCACAAGUCACCGGAUGAGGAAUUGUUUGACUGGAGGAACCCCAACAAGCUAUUAUCCCGUACCACUUUCAUGGACUUUGAUGUAGGAGAUUAUACACUUCAUUUUGAUGAUAUUUAUAGAAGGCCCCCUGAUGAUGCAAUGCAUGAGAAUUCAGAACCCUGGAGCUCUUGAUUCAUCCAAUUUCAUUCAAGUCAGUUUCCUUCUAGUCUGUUCCCAGGUUAUUGCAUUCAGAUAUUUAGAAUGUGAAUGGGUUUCCAAGAUUCUGAUCUAUGUUAUCGUUACAGGAAACACUGUAUUCUUUGGUGUACAUAAUUCAUUAUGAGGUUAGAUUUGGAACAGGCCUCAGCUCAAUUUGGAAGGUGGCCAACAGUCCAAAAAGUCACCUUCAGGCAUUCAGUAUCUGUUGACAUUCACUAUGUUUAUUCCAAUUCACAUAGUAUUAAUUUGUUUUUA
This is a messenger RNA of Vitis riparia (riverbank grape), 3818 nucleotides long. Its product is annotated as autophagy-related protein 9. Gene Ontology annotation, biological process: autophagy of mitochondrion; protein localization to phagophore assembly site. The record is from RefSeq and is a predicted model, not a curated record. The transcript is spliced from 11 exons. Gene Ontology annotation, cellular component: autophagosome; phagophore assembly site. Bases 663 to 3536 code for a protein of 957 amino acids. NCBI's taxonomy places the organism in Eukaryota, Viridiplantae, Streptophyta, Magnoliopsida, Vitales, Vitaceae.